This is a messenger RNA of Ananas comosus (pineapple), 850 nucleotides long. Its product is annotated as uricase-like. NCBI's taxonomy places the organism in Eukaryota, Viridiplantae, Streptophyta, Magnoliopsida, Poales, Bromeliaceae. Gene Ontology annotation, molecular function: urate oxidase activity. The annotation marks the transcript as partial. Gene Ontology annotation, biological process: urate catabolic process; purine nucleobase catabolic process. The record is from RefSeq and is a predicted model, not a curated record. Gene Ontology annotation, cellular component: peroxisome. The transcript is spliced from 4 exons.
UAUGUAACCAUCUUAGAUUUGAGAAAUUGGAAAUCGCUAAUUUGUUUUGUGUGCUACAGAGUUCAAGGAUUUCACAUUUCAACAUUUCUGAUAUUUUUUCUGUUAUUUGAUUGUUUAGGUGAUUAUUUUCUUCUAUUGCAGUCAGGCUUUGAAGAAUUUGUGAGGGAUAAAUACACGCUCCUUCCGGAGACAAGGGAAAGGAUGAUGGCAACAGAGGUCACUACUUCUUGGAGGUAUACAUAUGACCAUGUUUCUCAGAUACCUCCGGACCCAUUUUGCUUCACAGAAAGAUACAAAGAUGUAAAGAAGGUUCUGGAAGAAACCUUCUUUGGGCCCCCGGAUACAGGAGUAUACAGCCCUUCAGUUCAGAACACUCUGUACCUUAUGGCAAAGGCAGUGCUCAAUAGGUUCCAGGAUAUAGCUUCAAUUCAUCUCCGAAUGCCUAACCUCCAUUUCUUGCCCGUAAAUCUAUCUAGCAAAGAGAACCCAACCAUGGUGAAGUUUGAUAAUGAUGUUUAUGUGCCGACCGACGAGCCACAUGGAACAAUAGAAGCAACCUUGAGCCGCACCAUGUCCAAGAUGUAAUGAGUUGGUUCGUGCAAAUCAAUAUACUCGUCAUGUUUUACAUGCCAGAAAAGUCAGUGCUUGUCUAUCAAUUUGAACUUUCUAUCAUCUGCUUAGGUGACCUCUUGUAUCCUUUCAUGAUGCGUGAAAUAAGUUUGUAGCAUGCUUUGCAGGCCCCGGCUUGGCUGAACUUUGAAUACAGAGGGCUUCUUUAGAUUCCUAAUCUCUCAUGUGAAUUCAUCUUUUUAUGUGGGCAGUGAUGGUUGGAAAAUUAGUAUCUCUAUCA